This is a messenger RNA of Drepanopeziza brunnea f. sp. 'multigermtubi' MB_m1, 2517 nucleotides long. NCBI's taxonomy places the organism in Eukaryota, Fungi, Ascomycota, Leotiomycetes, Helotiales, Drepanopezizaceae. The record is from RefSeq and is a predicted model, not a curated record.
AUGACGGCCACAUUUGAUGUCGAGGAACUGUUGGCGAAGCUCAACGUUGUCGAGAAGGUUUCUCUACUAGGAGGCAACAAUCCCCCAGGUGCCGACUGGUGGCAUACAGUUCCCCUCCCCAAGCAUGGGAUACCGGCAAUCCGAGUCUCCGACGGACCCAAUGGUGUCCGCGGCACCAGGUUCUUCAACGGCGUCAAGGCAGCCUGCUUCCCAUGCGGAACCGGUCUCGGUGCGACCUGGGACGUUGACCUCCUCCGCAAAGCCGGUGCGCUGAUGGGGGAGGAGAGCAAGGCCAAGGGUGCCCACGUGAUUCUUGGUCCUACCAUCAACAUCCAGCGAUCACCGCUAGGAGGGAGAGGAUUCGAGAGUCUGAGUGAAGAUCCCGUUCUCUCGGGCCUUGGGGCCGCGGCGUUGUGCAACGGGAUUCAGGAUACCGGCGUGGUGGCUACCAUCAAGCACUUUGUGUGCAAUGACCUGGAGCACGAGCGGAACGGGACGAAUGCCAUCAUUACCGAGAGGGCCCUGAGAGAGAUCUACGCGCUGGCUUUCCAGUUGGUGGUCAAGGUGUCUAAUCCCGGCUGUUUCAUGACGGCCUAUAACAAAAUCAAUGGCGUGCAUGUCAGCGAGAACCCCAAGAUCUUGAAAGAUAUGCUACGGGGAGAAUGGGGUUGGGAAGGUUGUGUAAUGAGUGACUGGUGGGGAACAUAUUCAUGUUCUGAUUCCAUCAAUGCCGGACUGGACUUGGAAAUGCCAGGUCCUACGAAGUGGCGAGGCGAUUUGUUGACCCAGGACGUUAGUGCCAACAAGGUUGCAGAACACGUCCUUGACGAGCGAGUUCGAAAUGUUCUUACUCUUAUUAACCGAUGCGCGGAUUCGAAAAUUCCCGAGAAUGCCGAGGAGAAGACAGCUAACACCCCAGAGACGGCUGCUUUCUUAAGAAAGAUUGGUGCCGACUCUCUGGUCCUGAUGAAGAACGAGGGGGGUAUCUUGCCCCUGAACAAGGAUAAGAAGACUUUGAUCAUUGGCCCAAAUGCUAAGGUCGCCUACUACCAUGGAGGGGGGUCUGCUUCGCUUGCAGCUUACUACGCCGUCACCCCUUUCGAUGGGAUAAGUGCUCAGCUUACUUCUCCUCCCGAUUACACCGUCGGAUGCUAUGCCCACAAAGAACUUCCACUUUUAGGUGACCGACUCAAGGCCAAGAACGGUGAGCCAGGUGUGACGUUCCGCGCAUACAACGAACCUCCCUCGGUCAAGGACCGGGAGUGCGUUGACGAGAUCACACUGACCAAGACCGAGUUCUUGCUGAUGGAUUACAACGCUCCCGGCAUCAAGCAAGCCCUCUGGUACGCAGAUGUAGAGGGAACCUUCACAGCCGAAGAGGAUGGAGACUUCGAGAUCGGACUCGGCGUCUACGGUGCAGCGAAGCUGUACAUUGAUGGAGCAUUGUUGAUCGACAAUGAAACGAAGCAAACCAAGGGAACGAUGUUUUUCAACUGUGGCACUGUGGAGGAGAAGGGUGUUUUGCCCAUGAAGAAAGGACAAUCUUACCAUGUGAAGGUUGAGUUUGCAAGUGCUCCUGCUUCUAAGCUGGAUCAAGGAAGCGGUGUUCUCUUUGGAGGCGGUGCCAUCAGAAUCGGUGCUGCCAAGAUCAUUGAUGCUGAUGAGGAGGUCAAGCGCGCGGCUGCUUUGGCAAAGGAUGCCGAUCAAGUCAUCAUUGUCGCUGGCCUCAAUGCCGACUGGGAGACGGAAGGUUCUGAUAGGGAGACCAUGUCUCUUCCAGGUCACAUGGAUGCACUGAUCGCCGCUGUUGCAGUCGCCAACCCAUCGACGGUUGUAGUAAUGCAAAGUGGUACCCCAGUAGGCAUGCCAUGGAUCUCCUCCGUCAACGCUCUCGUCCAUGCCUGGUACGGCGGCAACGAGACCGGCAACGCAAUUGCCGAUAUUCUCUUCGGCAACGUCAAUCCCAGCGGUAAACUCCCGCUCACCUUCCCCGUCCGCCUUCAAGAUAACCCCGCCUAUCUGAGCUACCGAACGGAGCGUGGUCGCACACUCUACGGAGAGGACAUCUACGUCGGCUACAGAUGGUACGAGCAGCUCGAGCUCCCCCCGCUCUUUCCCUUCGGCCACGGCCUCUCCUACACCACAUUCACCUACUCCUCGCUCUCCGUCGCCCAGACGCCCACGACUAUCACGGCCACGCUCACGGUCACUAAUACCGGGCCCGUCGCCGGCGCCGAGGUCGUGCAGCUGUACACGCGCCAGCACGCGCCCAGCAUCCGGCGCCCCCUCAAAGAGCUCAAGGGAUUCACCAAGGUGCAACUCGCGAGCGGGGAGAGCAAGCGCGUCGACAUCACCGUCGAGACGAAAUACGCGGCCAGCUUCUGGGACGAGAUCCGCGCCAUGUGGAUCAUGGAGAAGGGCGCGUACGAGGUCAUUGUGGGGAGCAGUAGUGCUGAUGCGGGUGCUCUGAAGGCUGGCUUUGAGGUUGGGAAGACGAGUUGGUGGAGUGGCCUGUAG